CGUUGCUUCAUCCCGGAACUGGUUGGGCGUCGGUUUCUCUAAGUGUCGUCUCUGCUCGACUUGGGUGGGUGGGGGUUUCCUCGCCGCCAUGGCUAGCCCAGAGCCCCGCUACCCCUCUUCCUCGAUCGUGGAUGACUUCAAUUAUGGCAGCUGCGUGGCCUCUGCCAGCGUGCACAUCCGAAUGGCCUUUCUAAGAAAAGUCUACAGCAUCCUUUCUGUGCAAGUUCUCUUAACUACAAUGACAUGCACAGCUUUUUUAUACUUUGAGGCUAUACGGACAUUUAUACAUGAAAGUCCUGCCUUAAUUUUGGUGUUUGCCUUUGGAUCUUUGGGUUUGAUUUUAGCAUUGACUCUGAACAGACAUAAACAUCCCCUUAACCUGUACCUCCUUUUUGGAUUUACAGUACUGGAAGCUCUGGCUGUGGCCACUGUUGUCACUUUCUAUGAUGUGUAUAUUAUUCUCCAAGCUUUCAUACUGACUACUGCAGUAUUUCUUGGUUUGACUGCAUAUACUCUCCAAUCUAAGAGGGAUUUUAGCAAAUUUGGAGCAGGACUAUUUGCAGCUUUGUGGAUUUUUUGCUUAUCAGGAUUCUUGAAGUUAUUUUUUUAUAGCGAAACAAUGGAGCUGGUUUUGGCUGCUGGGGGAGCCCUUCUUUUCUGCGGAUUCAUCGUCUAUGACACUCACUCACUGAUGCAUAGGCUGUCACCUGAAGAAUACAUACUGGCUGCCAUCAGCCUUUACUUGGAUAUCAUCAAUCUGUUCCUGCACCUGUUACGUUUGUUGGAAGCAGUUAAUAAAAAGUGAUCGAAAGCAAUGUACAGAAACUGUUUUAUUAAGUAUUAAAGUUUGAGAUAUAAUUGCAUAUAAAAUACUUUUAUAAUCUUUAUUUGCACUCUACUUUGGAGGUUAAAUAUCAAAAUUCUGUUACUUUUUUCAACCCUAAAUUUGCCAUACGUAGAUUGUUCAUCUGCAAUACAAAAAUAAUUUCAUGAGUAGAUUAGAUUAAGAAUAUUAGUUUGUUUAAAAAAAAAAAGAAUAUUGGUUUGUUUUUGUCUAAUUUAAAUUUUUCCUUAAUUAACAUUAGAUUUUAUGAGUCUAAAAUACUAGUGUCUUUACUAUUAUAAAGUAUAAAUCUCCUUUUACUAGAUUUUUAUUUAGAAAAAAAUAUAUAAAAGAUAAAUUUCACAGAUAAUCAGCACAGUAUUAAAAUGUUAAUGCCAUUUCAUUAUAAAAUAAUGUAUUCAAAAUUAAAGAUCUGCUUUAAAGUCAGAUAUUAUGACAUAAAAUUUUAUUUUAAUUAUUUUUUUAAGUACAGGUUUCACUUUUAAAAUUAUAACCUUCUCGUGUAGAGGACCCAAAAAUACUCAUUUAUCGUUAGUCAUAUUUAUUAGGGGCUGAGCUGUUCAUAUGUCAUUAAAUAUAUUUCAGAAUAAAGAUAUCUGAAAAAUA
Messenger RNA from Loxodonta africana (African savanna elephant), 1450 nucleotides. It is a transcript of the gene TMBIM4, whose product is annotated as transmembrane BAX inhibitor motif containing 4. The transcript has 7 exons. Gene Ontology annotation, biological process: negative regulation of apoptotic process. The coding region runs from base 89 to 805 and encodes 238 amino acids. The record is from RefSeq and is a predicted model, not a curated record. Lineage: Eukaryota; Metazoa; Chordata; Mammalia; Proboscidea; Elephantidae.